Molecule: messenger RNA, 660 nt
Organism: Botrytis cinerea B05.10
Lineage: Eukaryota; Fungi; Ascomycota; Leotiomycetes; Helotiales; Sclerotiniaceae
Exons: 6
Coding region: 226-594 (122 amino acids)
Source: RefSeq, a predicted model, not a curated record
GCAUCAUGCAGUAUGGAUUUGGAUUGAAUUGAUACGACUCAGUUCAAUCCAAUCCAUUUCAUCAUUAAUGAUGUCAAUUGAAUAACUAUGCUAUUCGCAAUUGCCACAACAAUCCUCUGGAUUUCAACUUGGCUCAUCACAUCAAUUAUUAGAUGAGCCUUCCAGUAAAGAGGUACGGUACACAUCUCUUCACUUUCAAUAUCUCGCGACUGCAUAAAAUGAUGAAUGGCACUGGGCUCCGACAGUUCCAAAAUGGUUCUGGUCUUGAUGGAUAUGCCAUUUUGCGGCAGGCCUAGAAAACCUCGCCCACUGAUUUCAGUCACAUUAUCAGCAUCUGCUGCACACAUGUUUGAUAUAUGGUUUCUGAUUUUGGAAACAGAUUUUGGUAAUCCUUUGGGUACCUAUUUAAUGUUCCAGGUCUUGAUUGACUCUGGUCACCACCACCUCCAUGAGGGCUGUAGCAUAAGGAUUUUGAAUUGCUACAACCCUCUUGAUAGUCAAUUUUACGGUAUCAACUUGUUUUGUUUCUUGGAUUCAAUGUCCUGUCAAUUCAGGUUGACAUCGUCUCGCAUCAUGUUGCAUGGUGCCGUUUGACCUUGGGUUCACAUUUAUGAUAUAGAAAACUUUCAUACUUGAGUGUAGCUCAUUCAUUCCCGUUCA